AUGCCAGGAAUUGAGGACUGUCCUGUUCUUUGGGGUUCGCCCCGGCAGACCGGCGCAGCAUUUGAUUUCAGGAGCGAUGUGAUCACGACUCCUUCCAAAGGCAUGCUCCAAGCCAUCGCCCAGACGACGCUGCACGACGAUGUCUUUGGCGAAGACUCCACGACGAGAAAUUUCGAGCUCGAAAUGGCCAAGAUCUGCGCCCACGAGGACGCUGCCUUCGUCCUCUCGGGGACCAUGGCGAACCAGCUCGCCCUCCGCUCGCUGCUCCACCAGCCGCCGCACGCCGUCCUCGUCGACGCCAGCGCCCACAUCAUCCACUGGGAGGCGGGCGGCGUCGCGCACCUGUCGGGCGCCAUGGUCCAGGGCAUCCGGCCCGCGAACGGCCUCUACCUCACCCUCGAGGACGUCGAGAAGCACGCGGUCCUGACGGAUGACGUGCACAAGUGCCCCACGCGGGUCAUCAGCGUAGAGAACACCAGCUCGGGUGUGAUCGUCCCGUUGGAGGAGUUGAGGAGAGUGAAGAGUUGGGCUUUGGCGCGCGGUGUGGCUGUUCACAUGGACGGGGCGCGGUUGUGGGAGGCGGUCUCGGCUGGGGCGGGCAGCCUGGAGGAAUUUGGCAAGUGUUGCGAUGUACUGACGUUGGACUUCAGCAAGAACUUGGGCGCCCCCAUGGGUGCUAUGGUUCUCGGGCCCUCUGAGCUGAUCCGACGACUGCGACGUAUCCGAAAGAGUAUGGGUGGUGGGAUGAGGCAAGCUGGCGUUCUCGCGGCUGCGGCGCGACAGGCCGUCGUUGAGAACUUUGGACUUGCUACUAGGGACUCUAAAGGAGUCUUGGAGGGCAGUCGUGUUAUGGCAAGAAGGGUUGGGAGAAUGUGGACGGUGAGAGGAGGAAGGCUGCUGAAGCCCGUCGAGACGAACAUGGUCUGGCUAGACCUCAAAGGAUGCGGCGUAGGAGCCGGUGAGUGGAACGAAUUGGGCAGGCAGCAUGGAAUUAGACUUGACGGGAAGAGGAUUGUGCUGCACUAUCAGAUUGACGAGGCCGCUGUUGAUCACCUGGGCGAUGUGAUGGACUCUGUGUUUGGUGUAGUUAGCAAGGAAGGAGUUGAGCUCGCGGCUCCGAAGGCUCGGCUUUGA
This is a messenger RNA of Colletotrichum karsti, 1134 nucleotides long. Its product is annotated as beta-eliminating lyase. Gene Ontology annotation, biological process: glycine biosynthetic process; L-threonine catabolic process. Gene Ontology annotation, cellular component: cytosol. The transcript has 2 exons. The coding region runs from base 1 to 1134 and encodes 377 amino acids. The record is from RefSeq and is a predicted model, not a curated record. Lineage: Eukaryota; Fungi; Ascomycota; Sordariomycetes; Glomerellales; Glomerellaceae. Gene Ontology annotation, molecular function: L-allo-threonine aldolase activity.